AUGCCGCGUCGCGGCUGGCAAGGCACGGCAGAUGGGACGCCAGAACCGCAGCCGGAAGUAGGCACACCCUGGGAGAAGGGUCCGCUGUGGGGAGCCGCGACGAACAUGCGUGUGGGCGAAGCGAAUACGGUCGUCCCUUGCGAGUACCUGAAGGAGUUGUGCAGUCGCAGCGAUCGCCUGAGAGAAGAGGCUGCACAUCAGAUCCGAAUUCAUCUGGAGGUCAUGGCGAGAGAGAGCAAGGGUGGAGUAGGGAGAGUCGUUGAGGAGGUCUGCGCUUUGCUGUGGAGCCUCAUUACUAGCCGGCAGCUCACCACGCAGCUCGGGGCUCUGGAGCUCAUGUGCGCGCUCCUUGUUGGCCCCUUCCUUUACUGGGAGAAUGACAAGCUUCAGCUACCGUUCCUUCACCUCGCUUGCGAGACUCUACGCUGCGCCGCGGUUCCUGCGGCUCAGGAAGUAACAGGCGGCGCCAAGGAGGAGGAUGGCUGCCCUGAAGACUCUCAGCAGGAUAGCACCGUUGAAUCGAACCAGCGGAAACUGGAGCCUCUUAUCACGGAGAGACAGUGCCUUCUCGCGUGGAAAGUGGCGGAAGCCAUCAGCCUCAUCGCAGUUUCAGGCAACGCCGGCACAGCUUCCAAGGCGUUUCGCAACUUGCUGCGCGUAUCCUACGUUGGGUGGCUCCGUCGAGGCCAGCCUACGCUGUAUCAGCUUACGGCAGUUCGGAUCAUCGGGCGCCUGGCGAGGUGUCGGCCGGACGCUGUCCCGGAGGAUGUUCGGAAAGAGCUGCUGGAGUGCCGAAUCUGGGAAGCAAUUCACCAUGCACACCAACCGCGGCUGCGAAAGGCUGGCGUCGACGCUCUGCGUGCUCUGCUAAACAGUCACGGUCGUCUGAAAGAGAAGUCCGGUGCCAGAGCGAGGCUCCGUCGGCGUCGGAAAAGUCAAGUCCAGGGUUGCUUCGACGCUCUCGACGCCCCGCCUCGCGUCGUGCGUGACACGCCUGAAAGCUUCCAGAAGUCUGGUCCGCGGUCUCCAGAUGCAGGGUACCAUGAGGAUCGGCCGUCUGGCUUGGGACAGUUCUGGAAACACUUGCUCAAAGGACUUGCCGCACGGAGUGCUGCCUUCUGUGCGGCAGGCACGCACAAGGAAGGCGCCGCACCUGCUGCUGCGCGUACCGGAGGGCCGGCGAAGGAAGCUCACCCUCUCAAUAUCUUUUCGGUUGCUGAACAUGCGGAAGAAACACAGACACAGGAUGAGGAGACGGCGCUCGGAGGCGACAGCGGCAGCCUGCACGGGUGCGACACGCAGAGGCGACUCAACCACACAACGAGAGUCCUGGAAGGGUGCCCCUGUGGCUCUGCAUCUUGGAUGUCGCACAGUCUUCGACGGAGGACCAGGGAAUGUGAGAACCGAGGCGCGUUAGUGUCAUCUUGCCCAGUCUGCAAGGCGGUGGCGCUCCAACAAGGUUCGCUCCUUGCACUCGCUGAGGUGUUUGAAGCGUCCAAACACAACCAAGCGAUCCUGGCGGAGGUGCGACAGCAUUCGUCAGACAUCAUCCCCCUGCUUCAAGACCUCUUCUUCUCCUUUCCCACUCUCGUACACCCCACGAGGCUGGCGCUGGCGCGUAUUCCGCCGCUGCUAGCUUGCGUCGGAGACGUUUGGUUCCUUGAACGUGGAGGCCUCGAUGUGUCGAUUUCUUGCGUCUUCUCUCUCCUUCGUGAUCACCCUCGUGUUUUUGUCUCUGAGAGGAGCGCGAGCGCGUGGGGCGGCACUGCUGGUGCAGCGCCGAUUGAACGACCACACAGCGAAACAGAGUUGGCCGACGUUCCAGAAAGCUCCUCGCUAGGCGGAGCUCUCAAUGAACAGGACACAGCGCUUAGGCCGUCUGCUUCGGCACAAAAGUCCCAGACUUCUGCAUCACGAGAAAACCACGCUCUGGAAUCGGGAUCAAGAGUGAGCGGCACUGAAGUCGGCGAAACCACUGACGGUUGCUCUCCGGCGGAUCACACAUCCAGCAGACAGAUGCCUGGGGCUUCCUCUGAGAAGCCGGAAGCGGGGCCGGGAGGGGAGACAGGGCCGCCUACUCUCCCUACAGGGGAACCUGCAGGCAAACAUAUGUCUCCCCCGCAGGGUGAGAGGCGCGGAUCUUCGGACUCAGGAGCCGUGAGAGAGACAGGGAAAGAACUCCUCGAGGAAAUUUCAAGCAGCACACAAUCAAGGUCGGCGGCGCGCGGCGCAGGCAGCGUCGCGAAAGAGCCGGCGCCACCAGGUGGUUUCUCACCACAAGCUUCUCGUGACGCGCUUGCUUCUCCGGGAGAAGGGCCCAACAUCAGCCCCGCAUGCGGAACCUGCUCCGCGGGGACAGGAGGAGAAUCGGCCGAUUCUCGCUCGCGGCCGUGCGGAACGCCCGCAACUCAAACUCUAAACAGUGGGGGGAGCGAUCGGUACAAUAACGGCGUUGCGGCCAUCACGUCCCAGGCAGCCGAGGCGUGUGCAGCUUUUAACUGUGUAGCCGAGCUGGCGCUGCAGCUUCCGGAAGCCAUGGAAACUCGCGUGUAUCAGUUCAUCCCGGCUUUUCUUCGCGCCAUUGAGCUAGGUCUGAUCGGCUUUCCGCUUCCCGCGGGUGGGGACUCGCCUGGUGAUGCGGGCGGAGUCAGAGAAAAGGCAGCGUGCACCGAGAGAGAAUUUGGUGAUGAUCCUUUGCAUGGUGAAAGACCACCUGCAUCCCAACACGAACGUGACUCACGCAGUCGCUUUCUGGCAGGGGAUCAUCGGCGCAGCGUCUGCCCUGAUAUCGAGGAAGAACAGCCGGGUUCGGUGUCUGGACAGGAGACGUCGGUAUCUGCUGGCGACGGGGUUCCGGAAACAGCUCAGCUGUUGACUGAGGAUUCUUCUGGGGAAAAAACACCGCAGCAACUCCUGCUUUCCGCUUCUGAUUCCAGCGUCGACGUGCCAGAAUCUGCUCCGGGAAUUUUCUCGUUUCUUGACGAUCCACUCUGUCAGCGCUGCGAACAGAUGCAGAAAGAACGCAUGGACAUGGCUCACAAGUUAGUGCAGCAUGUGGCGCUCCAGUGCGUCUCGAAACUGAUUCGCGCUUUCGGGGGGCACAUGAAGGGCCGUCUUGAUUUUCUGAUUCAGUCAAUGUUCUCUGGAGGCAUCAACCGCAGCCUGUUGGAGGCUCUCCAACAUCUGGUUGGCUGCCCGCACAUUCACCGAGCCGUUCAGGACUUGUUUGUAGCUAAUGUCCAAGCAGGUCUAGGUUCCUUCAGAAAGGCAUCACCUUCUCAGAAAUCGUCUCCGUAUUUUGACUCCCACUCUCAAGACAUGGCGUCUACACAGCUCUUUUUCGUCAGAAAAGGAGACGCUGAGCGCCACUCAGACAAAAGCUCAAUCAAUGGCGACUUGGGGCACCUGACUUCUCCAACUGGCGACGAAACGACUUCGCGACCUCUUGGGCUUCAGGCAAACGAGCACACAGGCCGGCCGAGCGUCAGCGUCGCGUGCGCCCGUUGUGGAGCCCACGUCGCGCCGGCCACGCUCGGUGAAGAAGGUGGGAGCUUUGACCCGGCGGGGAUGCAGGGUACUAAUGCGAUCGAGACAAUGCUUCUGGCUAUGCAGGGCGCCUUCUGGUUCGGAGUGGACGAUUUCCAGGUGAGACUGGUUGUGGCCGAAUGCGCGCUGCAGCUGACGCGCCACCCGCAGGCUCCCGUCCGGGCUGCGGCCGUCUUGACGGUCUGCCGUCUUCUUCUCUCGCCGUCCAAAGUCUUCGAUGACCCAACCCCCGGCGCACAGGGGCACAUGCGAACUCGAAGCGAGACCAGCGGCUCCAUGGAAGCCUAUGCCGCGACAACUUGUGAGCCCGAUGGUAGAAGAAGAUAUCCUGAGCUGUACAGUUCUCGCAAAAUAUCCCUUUACUCAUCACACGCAAGAGACACGGGGGACACCAGGCGGGCCUUACGCCAUGGUGAGACGGACGAAAACGUCGGCGCUCGAGAAGCGCGCGCGUCUGAAGACGUAGCCUGGCCCUCGGCAGGGAUUCUCGAAGGCGCACGCCGCCACGCUGGGACCGUCGCCUCCGAGCACACUGGAGAUUCUGUGCGCAGUCUCGUCAAAUCUGACGGCACCCGCGUACCAAACAGUGUGCUUGCGCAAGACCUUGACAACAGAAGCACGCACAGCGCAUGUGUAGCAGACAGCACGGUUCCGGAGCGUCCUUACGAGACAUGUCGCACGAAACAAGGCGCUGUAGAGCUCCCCGGCGGCGACGCAAGCACGGCGGCCCUUGUGGCGGAGGCGGGAGAUCUGCUCGGGGGCGCGCAGUUUCCUGGGGACAGGUGCGACGACCGGGAGUGGCACGCCGAGUUGGCCCGAGUAGAACGGACCCGCGUCUGGUGGGAACAGGAACAGACGCCGCAGAUGUUGUUUCUCCAGAGACAGCGAAUUUUGUUAAUGCUGCAUGCACUGUUCCCCCAAGUGUCGACUGAUGUGUCACUGGAAGUCCGAAUGGCAGCCGUCCGCGCUCUUGACGAGGCGGGAGAUGUCGCCACACCGCUCAUGCGUCACUCGGUCGUCCUGGUGGAGUCGCUGCUGACCUUCUGUCUUGAUGAAGACAUCAUGGUCCGCCGAAGAGCAGUCAAGGUCCUCUGCAGGUUGUCGCGUCUUGAGCAAGCUAUCCUCUCCGUUCGCGGUUUGACCGGCCUCGCCGUGAACUACAUGAGUCAGAUUGUUCUGUCCUCGGCUCGACGACCCUUCUGUCGUGAGGCGGUGCCCCACGUUGCCGAGCUCUUGGCCUCCCUCUGCGUCUCUGCCCGUUCGCUUCUGGCGGCGUUCAUUCGCCCUGCCGUUGAGUUGAUCGUCGCGCACCUCAGGCGAGCUGUCUUGGGCGACUCGGACAGCCAAAGUGCCAGCUUCCCCGGUGGACAAGUCGCCAGCCGCGCGCGCACAUCGUUCUCAGUUUAUUACCCCAUGGCCCAACAUUUGCUUCACCCCGGCAGAGGCGAGACGAGCGACGCAGAGGAUGUCCACGAGAAGCGCGAACCCGGCGAGGCGGUCGGCGGAUCCCACGACCUUCGAGAAGUCAGUGGCGUUACAGAGGGAGGGUGCACGGACGACAGAAGGCCAGCGACCGCUCUCUUCGUGGAGAAGUUGAGUUCGUUAGACGAUGGCGACAGCAGCGACGACUGGGGGCUGAGAGACCUUGCGCGAGAAGCGGCCGGAGACGAACUCGGGUUCUCGUCCCCGCUGGGUGGCGAUGGCGCGCCUUGUGGUGGCGUGACGCGCUUCCAGCAGACCCGCGACCGGGCGUUGUCGUUCUCAGACGGGGCAGUGAAGAAAGACGGAAGGAAACGGUGCACGGAUAAAUGCCCAAGUUGCGGCAGCUCACAUCGGGGGCAUGUGCAGGUCCUUCUGGAGACUCUGGAGAAGUUCUGCGCGGUCGCUGAUCGGCAGCUGCUUCAAGAGAUCUUCGUGCAAGUUCUGCCCAUGCUGCAAGUGGUUAUUACGAGACCGAGUGAAGACGGCCAGUGCUCCGCUGGUGUCUCCCUGCUGGUUGCCUUGAUCCGGCAAACGGGAAACUGCACCCUUACACCCGACCAUCGCCGCAUCCUCCUGCGUACUUUUAUACGCGUUCUCGUGCCGCUCCUGCGACAGAGAGAACGGAAGCUGAAGCUGCAAGUCAUGCGUGCAGUCGGCACUUUGGGUGCGAUUGCGCCAGAGAUCUACAAUGCUGACGAUGGCGCACCAACGGCGCAUCUUGUGUGGCACAGAGGAGCAGCCACGGAGGGGCACGAGGGCGCUCACCCAAGCACAGGUCCCGCUGACAGCCGCGCCUGGAGGGAACCAGGAAGGGAGGGUGGCAUGCGUGUCCCCUCGGAAGAAAAGACAACAGGCGAGCAACGUACCGAUGGCUUCCGAUGGACCAGCCUUAGACAGAUGGACAGGUCCGGUCUCCAAGAGGGAAGCGAUCCGUGUACGGCAGAGACGCUCGCCGCGGCGUCUCUAGUUGAAGCCAUAUACGCCUCGCACGCGAUCGGCGGCAAGAAUCGACCUGGGACCUUCUCGGUUUUCCGGCCUGCUCGUCGGGUGACUGUUGAUGACCCGCUUGUGAACGACACCUUCACGAGCGUCGACAGGCUCGGAGGCGGGGCGAGCAGAGGCGCCACCACCAAAGAAGGAACAGGUCUGGACGAUGCCGAAGAAACGUGUCGUGGAGGUUUGGUCCAUGGACGAGACGUCUUUUGGUUAACUCGGCGCUGUUUGACGGUGCUGACGAACGUCGCCCAUGACCCCAGUCUUUCCCAUCUUCACUUAACGGCCUUCGUCGCUAUGGCUCGAAUCGUGCGUUCCUACUUGGUGCAAAAUCCUCGGAUGUCCAGCGUCUCUGGCGUCCCCAUGCCGGCAGAGAGCCUGCGGCACGAUAUGCUGUACCAUGUGUCCAACGACGUGCUCCCGCCUUCCCGAGGCUCCGUUUCGCAACGUGGGAGCUGGAACCAGAUCCUGGGGGGAGAAACUGGUGCAGAGCUGGCGUCGCAAGCGUUACCCUCGAUGCUGCCUCAGUUUCUCCAAACAGCGGCCUCUCUUUUAACGGCGUCGGGAUUGUCUGGCGAGCAGCGACUGGCGAUCUUAGCAACCUUGGAGCAAGUGCCGUCGCUGUACAAACACACCCCGUGUCAGACGUCGCUAACUUUCCUCGAUGUCCUUUUCGACCUCUUGGACCAGCGGCUGGCUGAGCUCAGGGUGGAGUGUCAACAUCUUCCUCACACACGCGCGAAAGUGCCAGGCAGUUCUGGUUGGCCGUCCGACUUCGCCGAGCAGUCAAAGAGUGAGCGUCUCAGUGAACGCAGACAGGGUCCGCGACCUGAAGGCCACGCGCCUCCCAGAUCCCCGCACACCGGCCCCGAAAGGGUAGCGCGCAGCGGAUCCCGACCGGGCCUUGCCAGAAGAGUUGACUCACAUGGGUUUUCCUCACGCACACUCUCCACAGUCGCGCAGCGAAAGACGCUUUCGGCAGUGCCGUCGCGUUCCCCAGCAGCGAUGCGUCGUGGACGAGCCGCAGGAAUCGCCGCAGCUUUCUCGAGACGCGCCUGGGAUGUUGUGCGUGGGAAGGCACGGGAAACAUCGCCCGGGAGGAACCGCAGCGAAUGGCGUUUGUCGAUAAUCGACUGUGAUCCGUCGUCGAGCGACAGCUACGAUUCGACGUCAGAUUCGUCUCUUAGUGGCGAUGGGCAAGACUUGGACAGCAUCUCUGCAGAUGAGGACCCACUGGACCCUUCGACGGAGGUUCUGGAUGAGUAUGGAGCGGUCAAAGGGGAUUGGUGGCCUGCGGACACGUCCAGUACAGCUGAAAGGGAGAUCUGGAUCCUUCUGCCUCUUCUCGAGAUUUUCCUGACGAAACUGCCAGGCCGGAUCACGCACUACAGCAGCCGUGCGGCUCGGCAGCUUCAGGAGCUCCUGCAUAUUCGACGUUGCUGCCCCCACACGGCCCUCGCGGAGCGGGCGCUUCAGACGCUCCAGCGAUGUGCCUUGAUCCUGCGACCUACCGUCGGCCACCAGAUCCUGUUCCUUGCUCAGCUCUGCACGGUUCCGUCAAUGUCUCCUUCAUCCUUUCUGGUGUCCGGCGAAGUCGCGGCGCCGGUGACCGCCCGCAUUGCGGACCUGUUCUGUGAAGAUCAAGACAGUGCCGCGCGACGCUUCGAUCGCUGGCUGCUCACUGAGCAGAAACGGGAGCAGGCGGGGUCUCUCCGGUGCAGAUGCUGCUGCUGCUCUGCAGCGCCUCUGCAGCUCCGACUGGCGCUCCUAAAAACUGUAGAAACCCUGUUGGCCGACUGCGGCUUCCCACUGCUUCUGGGAGGCACCAUGUGCCGCCUCAUGAGCAUUCUGCAUUGUGCGGAUGAUGAGGGCGUUCCGGUCGAGCUGCGAGAGCAGGUCCUCUCCGUGGUUGAGACUGUCCGGUACCUCUUUCCCAAAGAAGCCGGAGUGUACGUACGCCAGCUCCAAAAGGCCAUAGUCGCUUCCGGAAAGCCGUAUCUUACCGAUGGCAGCUUCGUGGGGAAGCAACCGAGUCCUCCGCCGCCCGCUCCUCCCUCUUCCAUUGACCUCCACGCGACCCUCCAGCAGGGAGACUCCGAGGCUUCGUGGGGCCGUGACGCUCGCGGAGAGCCGCUACCCCCAGAGGCGAGGAGCGCACCUGAUAGCACCGGGCUUCGCUCCACGUCUGUUUCCGCAGACCCCAGAAGGACAUCCGAGGAAACGCGCCCACGCCCUUCUGCGCAGGCCGCGAAGACCUCGAUUCACAUUCGAGGUGUUCCCGAAGCGUCCACUCCAGAGCUGCGCCCGGCGCGGCAUUCGUGGAGCAUGAGUGGCUCGGCAACGCAGCAUCAGCUGGGUGACAGUGAUCCGGAAAACAGCGAGGUAUCUUUAGAGGGGCGACUCUCGGAGCCGGGGCCUUUCGUGCAGAACCCAGGACGGGCCUUACUGAGACACGCAGGAAUUUGCCGGGGGGACACCCUGCAGGGCGCUUCGUGGGCAACGACGCACCCCGCAGUCGCCAACCUCGACACGAUCCGAGAGAUAUCCGAGACGGAGAAGAGGCUAGGCGACAGCGAGGACGACACGUUCGACUCUGGACAACGCGUCUUGGAUCAAGCACUCGGGGACGAGCACCGCAGACACCAUAAAAGAGAGAAGCCAGAUGCGCGAGAAAGAAGAAUGACACGACGCACGAGGUAUCAGAAGAAACACGCGACGCGGAGGCGGAGCGAGGGUUUACACUCGCGGACGGGCGAGACUGCGCACGAGCUCUGGACAAACUGCGACUUCAAAAAUAAAGCCGAACUUCACUGUUGGUUUCGGAAUGUCUCUCUGGCGAUGCUAAAGGAAUGUCGCGCCCCAGUGGUACGGGCUUGCCUGCCAGUCGCCCUGCAAGACCCCAGCGUCACUGCAUCUCUACUGUCUGCAGUUUUUCUGACCUACUGGGCAUCGUGCUGCAGCAAGGGUGCUCUCUAUCAGAUGUACCAAGUGGGGCGAGGUUUGCGAGGUGUUCUCCUCUGCCCCGACGUGACGGUGCCCGCGCUUCGGCGGGUGCUAGGGCUGAUCGAGAUGAUUGAGCAACAGCGCUGGCCGUUGCCUGUGGACACUCAACUCCUCGCUGCAGUAGCCGAAAAGUGCCAGGCGAAUGCGAAGGCGAUUCGUUAUCGUGAGGAGCUUUGGCUAGCGGAUCCAGGAGGCUCGGUGGAGGCGCUGAUUCGUCUCAGCCACGGGGCGCAACAGUUGGAGGCUGCUCGAGGCAUCCUGGCGCAUGCGCAGAAGAAACUGCGCCUCCCGGUGAAGGAGUGCUGGUACGUCCAGCUGGGCGACUGGGAGCAGGCGUUGGAGGCGUACGAGCAACGCGAGCGAGAAGACCCGAGCAACGCGGAGUGGCUGAAGGGCAAAAUGCGGUGCCUUCGCGCUCUUGGAGAGUGGGAGCGUUUGGCCGUCUUGGCUGACGACCUCUGGCAAGACGACCCCUCGCAGUUCUCGCCUUACGGCGCCGGCAACUACACCUCUCUGCGCUCCGGCUCCGACAUGUCCACUGUGCAGUUGCCCUCUGCUUCCGCUUCGCCGCGGACCUCAUCUUUUGCCUCUGCGUCUCCGAGCUUGUUUUCCCCCGCUGCAACCAGUGCGCACGCGCCUGUCCCAGGCACGCAGCACCCCCGUGGUUGGCAGUCUUUCCUUGGCCAGGUGGACAAAGGAGAGUCGCCCUACGUCGGGCCGGCGCACAAUUGUCGCUCGUCGCCCCUGUCGGACCCUGUUCCGGGCGGGUCUGCGCACUCGCCCCAAGAACGCGCAAAUGAUGACAGACGCGCGCAGGACUUCCAGAGUCAACUGGCGGAACGGCGCCGGGAGACAGCCAGCCUUGCAGCCUCGGUCGCUUUCCACUUUCGCGAUUGGGCGGCACUCGAGCGCUAUGUUCAGUGGUUCCCGGCAACCGACUCGUGUGAACACGCGUUCUACAUGGCUGUUCUGCGUGUCCAUCGUGGCGAUUUUGAGGCCGCUCUGGAAGAGAUACAGCGCGCGCGGCAGCUGCUCGAUCCGGAGUUGACGGCGCUGCUAGGGGAGUCUUACAAGCGGGCGUACCCCGCGUUGGUGACUCUGCAGCAGCUCGCCGAACUCGAGGAGAUCGUCGAACUGCUUCAGCGCCAGAGAGACAGACGAGAGGAGGGGCAGCAGCUGCUCGGCUCCGAGUGUGUCGAUGGAAACCAGAGCUACGCAGCUCUUCGCAUGCACGAUUUCCCAGCUUCCCGGAACCUCUCAGAGACGGAGACAAUCCGGUGCAGGCGCCAGUCGGACGUUUCGAAAGGUUUCCUGCCGCCGAGCUCUGCGGGUUGGGGCCUGCGCGACAGCGACUUACGCGGCCGGCCUGAGGACUCGGCUGAACAGCGACAGCCGCUAGGGCGCACCGAAGGAUGGCAGCAGGACCAGCGGAGCCGCGGAAGUUCGCCGCCGCGGUAUUCCGUCCACGAGCAAGACGACAUCGGCGAAGAAGGCACAUCCUCAGAGCAGCUACGCCAUCUGUGGCGCACGCGCCUCGCCACCUGCGAAUCGGAUGCGGAAAUCUGGCAAAAGCUGCUGCGGGUCCGUUCGCUCAUCGUCUCCCCCCAUGAAGACGCCACCACGUGGCUGCGCUUUUCUUCUCUUUGUCGGCAACAACAACGCGCUCGGCUGUCUGUGGAGAUUAUCCAGUGCCUCCGCGACCACCCGCACUCGCGCCACGAUCCUCGUGUGGCCCUGGAAGCCUUCAAGGUUCUCCACGCGGUCGGACGCAAACUGGAGGCUCAGCUGCUCCUCACGAGCUUCUGCUGUCAGUUCGUGACGACGUUCUUCAACGACAUGCCCGAGCAGCUGCUCUGCGCUCAGGACUCGGACGUGCCGCUCUGCGUGCGGGCUGCGAACCUGCUUGAGUUUCGCGCGGUGCCGCCGAAGGUUCGCGGACUUCGCGUCGCGGGCCUGAGUACGCUUUCCGGAUUCGCUCAAGGCUUCGUCGAUAUGAACGUCUCUUUGCCCUCGUUGACCCCUCGGAGCGAACAGCUCCUCCGCGCGACGGGCCACUGUGAGCUGGACACAGGCGCGCUGUUGGCUCUCGGGCGGCGCGAGGUGUACAGACGCUUCCUUUCUGACGUGAGGAAAACCGUGCAACGCCACCAGGACUUGCGUCGCCUGCUGCCGCCUGAACUCGUGGUCGUCAAACUCAUGGAAGAGCUCGAGGAGAGAAGCUCGCCAGGAGCUGAAGGAGCAAAGGGCCCACGGCCCUCACGCGAAGAGACCGUGGGGGGGUUUGCUCGGCGUCAAGGCUCUGACCCCGUCUGGGAGCGCCUGGCACGCGGCGAGCGCCUUUUGAAACCGACAGACGAGCAGCCACUCCCUGCAGUGUUGUUUCUGGACGAGCCGACCAGCAUGUGGAGGAGAGAGAUCCUCCGGGAUGGCAGCUGGUACCUCUCUCUGAAUCUGUGCAACCAAGCCGUCCACGGCGGCCUGCAGCAGUGGAACCUCGGCUCCGCCGCGGGGUUGACGAAGGAGGAAGGACUUCGCCUCCUUUCUCGCAGCCACUUGCGACUAGCUCAGUGGACGAAGGACACGUACAACGCUGGCCAGGGUGCGCCGUUCUUGCUGCACGACAUCCAUUUCCACUCUCGGCGCAAAACGGGUUUCGCCUCAAGCUCAGACGGCUCGCGUUCGGCGACGCGGUCCACCCCCGCGUCUAGGCCGGGGCUCCCCGUCCACCACGGCCCAGCUCAAAUACAUGCCUCCUGGGCCUGCAAUGCCGACGCACUCUUUCAGGUUCUUCACUGGCAGCGGCGAGGGGUGUUGUUUCAGAGCCGGAACGCGAAGGCGUGGUCAGCGUGGGCUCUAACGAAUUUCCAGGUCGCAGAGGCGCUGAAGAUUGUCGCCACCGGCUCGCCGCCAUUUUCCAGCAGCAACAACUCUUCCACUGUCUCUUCGAGCACCGCACACGCGAGAGGCGUGCGCGUCUCCCGCCGAUCUGAGCAGGCGGACUCGCCCGAAUUAGGAGCCCUGCCGGAACGGAGGGGGAGCCGGGACUUUGCGCAAGACGGGCGGAGAGAUGGUGAGUCUCACCAGAGCGCACAUUUUGAGUCGUCUUCAUCGUUCGCGUCCUACACACGGUCAAAUUCGCUUGUGAGCUUCUGCUACGACGGCGGAUCGGGCGGCGCGGACGACGGCCACCGCCGACAGCUGCGAGGGCCGGGAGAAAGCCAGUACGCCGACAGCGCGGUCUUGUUGCAGCAACCACCCCUUCUUCCGAACGCCUUGACUGACAUGUACCACGCGUGGGAGCCAUUCGCUGCAGAUUUGCCGGAAACGGACGAGAAUGGAAAGGCGGGGAAGUCUAGGGAGCGGAGUCCCCACGCUGACCAGCCCAGGGGAAAGGAAGAGCCGUCUGGAGACCGGGCGGGCGAGCGUGGGAAAGAGGCGGAUCGCGGCAGGGCGGCGAGACACCGCGGGGAGGACGGACGGCAAACCCAGCAACACCGGCCGGGGGAAAAGCAAGACGAGGCCAGAGACGUGGAUUUCUGUUCACUCCACGAAGCAGACAGCAGCACGGGAACCCCUCGGGGACAGCCGACGGGAGGCGUCGCUGCAGAGGAACGGAGCGAAGAAGAAAGAGAGGCACUGAUGUUGGCCAGCAUGCUCCCGCAUUUCAUCGUGGAAGCCGUUCGCGCCUUCCUACGGUCGAUCGAGCUGCGGCCUUCCAGAUCGAGCCUCCAGGACAUUCUACGGCUGAUCAAACUCUGGUUUGUGCAUGCAGACAUCCCCGUCAUCUGCCCCUUGGUCCAACACGGCGUGAGCACAAUCCCGUUGGCAACGUGGCUGGACGUGAUUCCGCAGCUCGUGGGACGCCUAAGCACGCCGGAUUCGUGCCUGCGCGGAUCCCUCAUGAAUCUUCUCAGCAAAGCAGCUGUUCAGUUUCCUCAGGAGUUGAUCUUUCCCCUCGCCGUGGCGAGCAAGAGUGCAACGCCGCAUCUCUCCUCGUCUGCAUGCGUCCUCUUGAAUAUCAUGGCGCGCGACCACCGCGAGCUCGUCCAGCAUGCGUUGCUGGUCAGCGAAGAAGUUGUCCGGGUGGCGGCUCUCUGGGAAGAGCGGUGGCUGCGCUGCCUCGAGCAAGCUAGCGAGGCGCACCACACUCGGAACGACUUCCGGAAAGCUGUCGCGCUUCUGGAGCCGAUGCACGAGGAAUUGAACCGGGGCCCUCAGACUUUCAGAGAAACGCUGUUCCUACAAAAGUACGGCCGGGAGUUGGAAAACGCGUACACGUACCUCAAGCGAUUCAAGAGAAGCGGGAACCGCUACGACGUGGACCAGUGCUGGAUGUUUUACCUGCCUGUCUUCACGGGGCUUCUCAAAGACUCGCAAAACAUAAAACGGCUGGACCUCAAGGAAGUCUCUUCUGCCCUCGCAGAAGUGAAAGACCUGAAGGUCGCCGUCCCUGGUUGCACUGGCGUAGACGGCAACUACCCGUUGAUCCGAUCGUUCCUGGGAGAGGUCUCCGUGUUCACCUCCAAGCAACGCCCGCGGAAGAUCGGGAUCAUGGGCAGCGACGGGCGAGUCUGGAACUUCCUCCUGAAGGGCCAGGACGACUUGACGCAGGACGAGCGAAUUAUGCAGGCGCUCCGCUUGAUAAAUCACUUGAUGAAGAGCAACGCGGACGCGCGGCGGAAGGAGCUGUCCAUCCCGCUCUACAGCAUCGUCCCUCUCUCACCCACUGCAGGCCUCAUCGGCUGGCUCCAAAACACGGAAACCAUGCUCACGUUGAUCAAGGCCUUCCGACAGCGAGAGGGCAUCCCUGUCAAUCAUGAGCAACUCGUGUUGAAGUCGCUCUAUCACAAAUACGAGUCCCUGACGCUUCUUCAGAAGGUGGAUCUCUUCGAGCAGACGUCGGCUGCGACAAGCGCACAGGCUCUGCGGCGGGUCCUUUGGCUGCGGGCACGCAACAGCGAGGAGUGGUUGGUGCACCGAGCGAAUUUUUGCAAGAGUGUUGCGGUCAUGUCCAUGGUAGGGUAUGUCCUUGGGCUUGGAGACCGCCACCCUUCGAACAUGCUGCUCAUGGGCGAGACUGGGCGCGUUGCGCACAUUGACUUCAGCGAUUGCUUUGAGGUCGCCGCCUACAGGCCACGCUGCCCUGAAAAGGUUCCCUUCCGGCUGACGCGCAUGAUCGUUUGCGCUCUGGAAAGUGGGACAGUCGAGGGAACAUUUCGAGCAACCUGUGAGCAAGUCAUGACGCUUCUAAGGACAAACCAGGACGCCAUUGUCGCCAUGCUCGAGGCAGCGUUUGUAGGCGAUGUCUCGACAGCACGGCGCCUGCAUCAGAUUUUUGGUUGGCAAUCCCACCGGAAAGUCCCGCCCAAGCCGACUGUCUCCGGCCCAUCUGGAUCCGGCUUCAGCUGGAUGGAAGCCCGACCUAGGUACGGCCACGGAGAACGCGUUUUCUUGCAGGCCUCCCUGAGGCCAUUCGAGCAGCAAUACAGACGCGGAGACAACACCCGCGACCUCUCAGCACAAGGCAGCUCGUGGAAGCGACUGCCGCGGAGUGACGGCGAAGACGCCUUCGAUCGCAACACUUCCGGACUGGCGACACCCCAGGAAGGCGGCCCAACGACCGCUGUGGGGCAUCGUCGCGGAAAUGUACAGCGCUUCGAGGGCGGGCAUCCUCGUGGCAGGGGACUGGGUGCGGACGAUUUUCUGGAACAGGAGACAGGAUCGGAACCCAGUGGCGACUCAACUGCACCAUGUGGCACCGGAAGCGUGCAGCGUCUCCAGUGCUACACAAAACAGGUGAUCGCUCGCGUCGAAGCCAAGCUCACCGGCUACGAUUUUGAAGAAUAUAUGGAUGUUCCGGCUCAAGUAGACAGGCUCAUCGAGGAAGCGAAUGGAGUUGAGAACUUAUGUGUGGCCUACGCCGGGUGGUGCCCUUUCUGGUGA
This is a messenger RNA of Neospora caninum, 14967 nucleotides long. Its product is annotated as Phosphatidylinositol 3-kinase tor2, related. Gene Ontology annotation, cellular component: nucleus; TORC1 complex; TORC2 complex. Gene Ontology annotation, molecular function: protein serine/threonine kinase activity; protein binding; protein-containing complex binding. The coding region runs from base 1 to 14967 and encodes 4988 amino acids. The transcript is spliced from 25 exons. Lineage: Eukaryota; Apicomplexa; Conoidasida; Eucoccidiorida; Sarcocystidae. Gene Ontology annotation, biological process: negative regulation of macroautophagy; TOR signaling. The record is from RefSeq and is a predicted model, not a curated record.